AUGCCGUCCUCGUCGAGCGGCUCGCAUGCCGCCAUGAUCGAAAAGGCCAAGACGGCCCUAUAUCUCCGUUGUUCAGAAAAUCCGGACCAUUUAUAUAACCAGGUUGAGCUUUCAGCUCUGGGAGUCGUGCCGACAAAGGAUGCAAAUGAUCUUAUGCAAUGCAUUCAAAUCCUCACCAAUGAGGGGCGUUUCAAGCUUCUCCAAACGGAUACUUCCAUCGUAUGGAAGGUGGUUCGAGAAGAGGAUGCCGCAAAGUACAAGAAUCUCUCUGCGGAUGAAGCCCUGGUCUAUAAUCAUAUUGAAUCAGCAGGGCGCGAGGGUAUCUGGACCCGAACGCUGAAGGCGCGCACAAAUCUUCACCAGACCGUUCAAUUACGAUGCCUCAAGAGCCUUGAAGGCCGAAAUAUGAUCAAAUCUAUGGUUAAUGUCAAAUACCCCACACGCAAGUACUUCAUUCUAUCAACUCUGCAACCGGCGGACGACACUACUGGAGGCCCUUGGUUCACCGAUGGUGAAUUGGACGUUGAAUUCAUCGAACAAAUGUCGGCACAAAUAGAGAAAUAUAUCUUUUCCAAAAGUUUCGUCCGUGUCCGCCCUACGGCUAGCAAAAAGGACAAGAUGAGCAAGACCCAAGCGGAAGAAAUGAGGAACAAGGAUUUACAAGAAAAGAAAGCGCCUUUAAAUGUUCGGGACACUUUACUCCCAAUGCCACCAGGACACAUGGAUUACCCCACCGCGUCAGAAAUCAGCAAAUGGGUGAGGGGAUCUGGGCUCACGCCAGUGCCGUUGGAAGAGUCUCAAAUCCGGCAAUUGCUCGACAUACUAUACUAUGACGGACGCAUUGAAAAAGUCAUGGGCGGUAUUGGAUUCAAGGCUGUGAGGCGUCCGAUUGGGGACGACGAAGAGGGCGUUGGGAAUGGGCUCACAGAAGCACCUUGCGGGAGAUGCCCGGUCUUCAAUCUUUGCGAGGAAGGUGGACCCGUAAGCGCAAGCAACUGUGAAUAUUUCAAGACAUGGUUAGACGUAUAG
This is a messenger RNA of Xylona heveae TC161, 1029 nucleotides long. Its product is annotated as DNA-directed RNA polymerase III subunit Rpc34. The transcript is spliced from 2 exons. NCBI's taxonomy places the organism in Eukaryota, Fungi, Ascomycota, Xylonomycetes, Xylonales, Xylonaceae. The record is from RefSeq and is a predicted model, not a curated record. Gene Ontology annotation, cellular component: RNA polymerase III complex. The coding region runs from base 1 to 1029 and encodes 342 amino acids. Gene Ontology annotation, biological process: transcription by RNA polymerase III.